Cavenderia fasciculata is the source of this 3324-nucleotide messenger RNA. RefSeq lists its product as uncharacterized. Gene Ontology annotation, molecular function: ubiquitin-protein transferase activity. The record is from RefSeq and is a predicted model, not a curated record. Gene Ontology annotation, cellular component: cytoplasm. NCBI's taxonomy places the organism in Eukaryota, Evosea, Eumycetozoa, Acytosteliales, Cavenderiaceae. The transcript is spliced from 9 exons. The coding region runs from base 1 to 3324 and encodes 1107 amino acids.
AUGUUAUCGAUAUCAGGAAAAGAAUCGAUUAGAUACAAUGUAGAGUGUAGUAAAGAUUUCUCAGACUUUACACUUCAAGUAGAGGAAUAUGUAGAUAGUGCAAAUAGUCGUAUACGAAGAGAUAAUGCAGACUUGAAUAGUCAUCAUCGCACCACCUUAUCAAUAUUCAAUCCCAUUCUAUCAAUGUUUCAAAGCUUACUUACUUUCAACAACAAUGGUAGUAACACAGCUUCGGGUAGUUUAGGGAACGGUGACGAUGAAUCAUUACAUGCAAUGUUGCUGUACAACAAUCCAUCGGGUCAACCACCAUUCUCAGAGACCACCACAACGUUUGAACAGCGGUAUCGAGCUAAUCUAGCUGAACACUUUCCCGUCAACUUUGAAUUGCUUCAGAAAGAGAGUUUUGUCGAACGGUUCUACGGCACCGAUAUAUUCCCACACCAAAUCGAAGGACUACCAACAUUUCAUUGCAAUAUACCGGUACCACCAAAAGCAAGGGGUGUAUGGCAGUUUGAAGUAACCGUAUCACAUUCACCGAUUAUGGUUGGAUGGGUAGCAUUCCAUAAUCCAGAUAAUGUUGGAGGUACUGGAGAAACACCACAAACACUCACCUAUGUCUCUAUACUGUUUGAAAAGACUAAAUCAAUGUAUGUUCAAAGUGGAGAUGUAGUCACUUGUGUGUUGGAUAUUGAACAACGUCGAAUGACCACUUUUACAAAGGGACAUUACUUUUCAGAACAAACGUUUACACCAUCAAUGUUAAAGACGCCACCUGGACACUCUAUCUUUUUCAUCCCCGUCCUAUCCUUUCAACACGGUAAAUGUUCUCCCAACUAUGGUACAUUUCCACACGUCAAUCAAUACAAAGAUGCCUCUCCUCUUAUCACAUACCCCAUCCUCUCUUUUACUCGUACAUACUAUCAAAAUGUUAUAUUGGCAAAACUAUUAAAAUUAAUUGAUUUAUCUCCUACUUUUUUUAAUGAAUCAAAAUUUAUAUUAUUGGCAACACCAAUUUUAACCGAUUUAAUUGAUAGUUUAAAUGUUUAUACAAUUAGUACAUUCUUUUAUCCAGUAUUGGAGAAUUUGAUUUUAAAUUAUAAACAAUCAACAAUUGAUUUAUUCUUAAAUUUAAUUGAAACUUUUAAUAUUGAUCAAUCAAUAUAUAAUAGAUUUAUAUCAGUAUUAUUUAGUAGAAUAACAUAUCUAUUAAAGACACAGGUGGAUUUGAAAAGAAAUAUCAAUGUAUUAAAAGUUGUUGAAAGAUUAAUGACGAGUCCAAUCACUCAACAAAGUAUCUUUUCAAAUCGUCUAUCCAAUGAAAUUCUUCAAUGUAUAUUAAAUCAAAGACAAGUUUGUUUCUUUGAAUACCUAACUUUAAAAAAGAAAAAUGAUAAAAAAACUUCAAAACAAUUACAAUCUAAUUAUAUAUUAUUAAAAAAUCAAUCAAGACAAAUUCAAUAUAGAAUUGUUAAAUUAUUAUUAUCAUCAAAAGAUACGAUUAUUGAAAAACAUGGGAAGAGUGUGAAUCAAUUAACGUUGGAAUGGUUUGAAAGAAUUGUUUCCAAUCAUUUUUCACAUUCAAAAAAGAUUGCAAGUGGAUCGAUAUCGGAACAAUUAAACUUUUCAACACUCAGCAAUCUCUACUAUAUCGUAUUGAUGUGCAUUGAACCAUUGCUCGUGAGUGCUCAAUCAAAUGUUCAACAAUUCCCAGAAUCAUUCUUUUAUUUGAACAAUUGCGAUAGACAACGUGUUGGCGGAGUCUAUUCCUUUCUCAAAAAGAAUUUUGUCAUUGAUCAAUAUGACCAACAGAAUAAUGGUCUAGAACCCAUCAUGUCAACAGACCAACAACUCUACAAUAUUGCAACAUCACUUCUUCAAAUUAGUCUUUGCACUCAAUUCUCUUUAAUCAAAAACUAUCUUACCCUAUUUUAUUUGGAAUCAAAUGCUAUUGAUGCAAUCACUGAUUUGGCUCAUCUAACAAAGAAAAGAGAAGAAGUUGAACAAUAUAAACAUAAAAUUCAUUUUUUUAAAAAUGAAGUUUUAGAAUUGUCAGUAUAUCCACAAUUAGUAUGGAGACAUGUAUCAUUUACAGCAUCAUUAUUUAUAAAGGUUUUGGAUAGUCAUGUAUUUGAAUUUAUGUAUGACUAUUACCUAUCGACAAUAUUUUGUGAAUUCUGUCAUCUAAUCGAUUGGGAUGAAAAGGAAGCAUUUACAAAUUAUAAUUUGGAAACUACAAAUCAAGUUUUAACCAUUUUAUUUAGAAAACAUGAUCAAAUUGUUGAUAGAGAAACAAAACAACAAUCAAUAGAUUUAAUUUGGGUACUUUUAAGAAGACCAAACUUCUAUUCAAUCCUAACAAAUCAUCCAGACUUUGAAUAUUUUGUUCAAGGUUUAUUAAUGAGACUUUCAGAUACUGAUCUAACAAUAUUAACAGUUUUAACUUCUAAACAAUUUAAAAACUUUUCAAAAAUAUUUCAAAAAUUAUGUAUUGAGAAUCCAAAUUCAUUACUUAAAUUAUUAAAUUCAAUGUUUUCAAAUAUCUCUGAAAACAUUGAAUCAAAGGUAGAGGUUAAAAUACGUCUCCAAGUUUUUGAAUAUCUAUGUACCAACUUUUCAGAGUUGAUAUUGGGUAAUCAAACUUCAAUGUUGAUCAUUGGUCAAUUCCUUACUUAUAUUAUGGAUAAAUUAUUAUUACAUCCAAAUUCAACUGGUACAUCCUAUUAUGCAAUCUUUGUUCAAUUGUUGGAACCAAUCUAUAAUCUUUACAAAGGAUCCAACCAACCGUUUUUAGAUGCAUUUACAAGAGUUCCACCAGAGAUUGUACCAAUCAUCAAGGCCAUUGCAAUCAAUAGUGGAGUUUCCCCUAUUCAAAAAACUAUCCUUGUUGAAUUGUUUACUACUCUUUCAAAACCAAUUGCUCCUACUCGUUCUCCUUCUAUUCAUGAUGAACUUGGUAAUUCAAUGGAUAAUAAUAUAUGUUUGAUUUGUUAUGUUUAUGAUUGUAAUAGAAUCUUUGAACCUUGUAAACAUACUUCAUGUCAUCAUUGUAUUACAAGACAUUUAUUGACCAAAAAGACUUGUUUCUUUUGUCGUAAAGAAAUUACCAAUGUCAAUGUUUUAAAAACUGAACAAUUAGAAGACGGUAAAGAUGAAAAUGUUAAACAAGAACAAGAAGAACAGGAGGUAAAAGAUGGAAUUGAAUUAUUAAUUCGAAAAGAAGAAGAAAAAGAAAAAGAUGUAAAGGAUAAUGUAAAUAAUAAUAAUAACAAUAAUAAUAAUGGUGCAGAACAAGAAGUAGAAGAAGAAGAAAAUGAUAAGAUUUAA